Sphenostylis stenocarpa is the source of this 582-nucleotide messenger RNA. The record is from the annotation of a GenBank genome assembly. Lineage: Eukaryota; Viridiplantae; Streptophyta; Magnoliopsida; Fabales; Fabaceae.
AUGGCCAAAGAAGAUCUUGGACUUGAAAUCACGGAGCUGAGGUUGGGUCUGCCCGAUACGGAGCAUGUGAGUGUGGCUAACAAGAACGGUGAGAAGAAGAAUAAGAGGGUGUUCUCGGAGAUUGAUGGUGUUGGAGAUGAAAACAGCUCCUCCGGCGGCGGCGACCGCAAAAUGGAGAGCAAGAAUCAAGUGGUGGGGUGGCCUCCGGUGUGCUCGUACAGGAAGAAGAACAGUGUGAACGAAGCUUCGAAAAUGUACGUUAAGGUUAGCAUGGAUGGUGCUCCUUUCUUGCGUAAAAUGGAUCUGGGUCUGCACAAGGGAUACUCCGAUUUAGCCUUCGCUUUGGAGAAGCUCUUUGGUUGCUACGGAAUGGUGGAAGCGUUGAAGAAUGCAGAGAACAGUGAACACGUUCCCAUUUAUGAGGACAAAGAUGGUGACUGGAUGCUGGUUGGAGAUGUUCCAUGGGAAAUGUUUAUGGAGUCAUGCAAGAGGCUGAGGAUUAUGAAGAGAGCAGAUGCAAAGGGUUUCGGUUUGCAACCAAAAGGAUCUUUAAAGGGAUUCAUAGAAAGCGUGGGAAAGUGA